CCGCGUCGCUGGGGUUCUGGUCGUCAGCGAUCAAUGCCGCUAUGGACGGUAAUUUGCAUGCACAGCAACAACAGCAGCAGCAACAGCAACAGCAACAGCAGGACCAGGCCUUGGUACCAUGACGACCAUCCCCGAAAAUCAAAUGUCUGGCUCAGCGCCUUCCUCCAACUCUUCAUCAUCCUCGGACUCAGCACAAGCGGCCACGGUGGCGGCCAUUGCGGCGGCCAUGGGGUAUGCUGCGUCAGACCACGGCAUGGUGCAGGGCCGCGCCGCUCGCGCUCAUAUGCAUAUGCCUCAAUCCAUGAUGUUUUCAUCGACAGCAACACCCGACAGCGCGCACUUGUUUGCUAAUUCUGAGCCGUCCUUUAUCUCAGCGCCAGCACUCAUGUCAUCUGCGGGUGGCGAGCCUACCCAUAUCAACUCGUAUUUUGCGCUCAAUAUGCCCGACACUAGUUCGCGGAAUCAGCAGCAGCAGCAUGCGUUUACGCCUUCCUUAAUUAAUGGCGGAUCAUCUGCCAAUCAUUCAAUGGGUACGGCCUCGGCUUCAGAUGCGCAAGCAGCCGCCUCGAUGAUGUUUGAGGCUAUCAGCCAGGCUGCCGCCGCUGCGCAAGUAGGAUCUAUCAAUUCGCAUACGCCAGGAAUCCUGCACCAACAGACCUUGCAGUCAAUGCAGCCGCUGCCACCACUAAUGUCUGCGGGUUCGCGCCGCAAUAGCGCUUCGGCUUUGGAGCCGGCAGCGGUGGCGGCAGCUAUGAUGAAUCAAAAGUAUGUCAAUGAUAUGGGCGCUGCUGCGGCAGCGGCGAUGGAUAUGCCCUUGGAUAUGCAGAUGGUGCAUAUGUUCAGCCCAUUUUACCAGAACUCACCGUCCUCAAAAGAGUUUUUCCACUUGGGCGAUGUGCAAAUGGGCGAGCAGCAGUCUCAGCAACAGCAGCAGCAGGGCAAUAACGCGCAGUCGAGACUCAGUGAGGGCCCAAGUAAAGAGCGAAGGAAGAAUAAUAGUUCGACUGAUAUGCCUAUGGUGUCUUUGGGUUCCACUUCAGCGGCAGUGGCCACGCAAAUGGGUGGAUUCAGCUCCAGUGAUAUCACUGGUGAUCCCUCUCAGUCAAACCUGAUGACUGCCAACAACAACAGCAAUGACUCGAUGGCGAUGGAUAUUGGACUAGGGGGGGGAGGUCUGCAUUUGGUUAACGCUUUUAACAAACACCGGCACGCGGGAGGCACCAGUCAGCUGCCGAUACUCAAUCACCAGCAGCAGCAGCAGCAGCAGCAGAAUGUGUGGUCUCAAGAACUCACGGCUCUUGGUGGGAUGCUGCCGCCUCAUACUAUCUCGCAUGAUGGCGGCACGCAUGGAUUGAACCAGGGGUAUGGGAACUUACAACGUCUUUACACUCCUCAGCCGACGGAUUUGGCGCAGUUCCAGUUAUUCCAGAGCCACUCUCCACAUAUAUUAUCUGCACCCACGUCUUCUGUUAAUCUUAACGGCAACGGCAACGGAAACAACAACAACGAUGAUGGUAGUCCUCGGUACCAGCGGCAGUUUUUCUCUUUGCAACAGCAACAGCAGCAACAGCAGAGGCGCGGGAAUAACAGCAUUAUGCAGUGCCCUAUUCGUACGUGCAGCCAGGGGUUCAGCGACGCCAAUGCGAUGAAGCAUCAUUUGAAUUUCGACCAUACGCGGGAAGAGGCUGUUUUGGCAUCAGGCAAUAGAGGAGGUAGUGGUGGUGGGGGCAUCAGUAGUAGUCCUGGAAGUCCCAUGGAGCCUGGGUUCCUAUCCACAUUGGCAGCCAACAACUCUGCUGCUGCAGCUACUGCCGCUGCUGUGUUCAACCAGCUUCCACACUCCACCAACUCCAGCAGUAAUGGCAACAGCAGUGCCAUACCGCAGCCAUUCCAGCACCCCAUGAUUCAUAUAGGGUCGGAUACAUCUUCAGCAGGAGCGGGAGCUUCUUCAGCGGUGAAUGACCGUCAAAAGGCGCCUCACUGGGUAGAUCCCAAUCUGUGGAGUAUGUGGAUUGCAGCGGCGAAUGGGCAAACAGACAGUAUUACAGCGGCGGCGGCGGCUACUGCCAUGGGUGUUACUCCGGGUGUAGUUGGUCCUUCAGGAUUUUUUACACAAAUGCCUUCCUCUGCUAGUUCCAAUGCUACCAGUCAGAUGGGUGCUGCGCAGACAACCGGGUUCUCGCAUUAUCAGCAUCCCACAGAUAAUGAGCUUCUGCGUAUGUUUGAUUCGGUCACUAGGAAUACCACGACCACUGCGGCGGGAUCAGCGACAACAUCAAUGUCGAGAGGAAAAUAAGCCCACAUAUCUGUUUUUAAUAUAUCAAUUCAAAUACAUUAGUAAUAUUUUAUUUUAUUUGCUUAAACAUA
Molecule: messenger RNA, 2367 nt
Organism: Kickxella alabastrina
Lineage: Eukaryota; Fungi; Kickxellomycota; Kickxellomycetes; Kickxellales; Kickxellaceae
Exons: 2
Coding region: 119-2296 (725 amino acids)
Source: RefSeq, a predicted model, not a curated record